Messenger RNA from Trachemys scripta elegans, 4809 nucleotides. It is a transcript of the gene ST3GAL4, whose product is annotated as ST3 beta-galactoside alpha-2,3-sialyltransferase 4. Gene Ontology annotation, biological process: glycolipid biosynthetic process. Lineage: Eukaryota; Metazoa; Chordata; Testudines; Emydidae. Bases 349 to 1446 code for a protein of 365 amino acids. The transcript has 13 exons. The record is from RefSeq and is a predicted model, not a curated record. Gene Ontology annotation, molecular function: sialyltransferase activity.
GCAUGUGAUAUUAACCACGCGCACUAAUCUCCUGAGCUCAAGGAACCGCCUGCCCAGCUCAGCCCAGCUCCUGGGAAGCCAGAGUGGGAACAAAGACCGAAUUCUGCAUCUGAGCCAGUCAACAGAUGGCAGGAAUUAGGAGUGAGACGAUGACAGUUUCUUUGGAUUGGAAAUCCCUGCGGCAGCAGGCGCUCAGGCUCCUGGGGGAAGGAAGAGUGGGAUUGUAAAGCCCCACCCUGCGGAGGUGCUGCCAGCUCGGCUUUGGAAUGAGGGGACGGAUGAACUGCCACCUGGCCAUUCUGCAGAGCUAGUUUAGGACCUGGGAAACUGAGCUCAGCAAUUGAACGCAUGGCAGACUCGGGAAAUGCUCAAGAUUCGUGUGAGGUGACCAGCAGUGGCCGCGAUGAGAGCAAUAGCCACGGGGUGGCGCCUCCCCUGCUGAUAAAAAUGAUCAACAAGUCCCGAUGGAAGAUGAUCUUAGGGCUGGCGUUCUUUCUGGUGAUGGCAUGGUACUAUAUAUCCCGCGAAGAAAGGUACAUACAUCUUUUUUCUUUCCCCGUGCAAGAUGUCCGAAUGACGUGUCCCCGAGGAGAGAUGGAAAAGAAAGCCACGCUGCUCAUAGGAAAUUACACACGGGAUCAUCCAAUGUUUUUACACCUAAAUGAUUACUUUUGGGUGAAGAACCGAUCGCCGUAUGAGCUGCCAUAUGGGACUAAAGGAAGCGAAGACAUUCUCCUCCGAGUGUUAGCGAUCACCAGCUACUCGGUGCCCGAAAGCAUCCAAAGCAUGAAGUGCCGAAGAUGUGCAGUGGUGGGGAACGGACACCGGCUCCGAAACAGCUCCAUGGGGGAAGCAAUCAACAAAUACGACGUGGUGAUCAGGUUGAACAACGCGCCAGUUCAUGGGUACGAGGCAGAUGUGGGCUCCAAAACCACCAUGCGCCUGUUUUACCCAGAGUCCGCGCACUUCGACCCCAGACGGGAAAACAACCCGGAUACUCUGCUGGUGCUGGUGCCGUUUAAACCCAUGGAUUUCCAAUGGCUGGAGAUGAUCCUCAAUGACAAGAAGCGAGUUCGCAAGGGAUUCUGGAAGCAGCCCCCUUUAAUCUGGGAUGCCAAUCCUGAGCAAGUGCGAAUUCUGAACCCUUACUUUAUGGAAAUUACUGCUGCUAAAUUGCUUAAUCUUUCCAUGAAGCAACCGCGGAAGAUUAAACAGAAACCAACGACGGGAUUAUUAGCCAUCACGUUGGCAUUGCACUUCUGUGACCUGGUACAUAUCGCAGGCUUUGGAUACCCCGAUUCUGCCAAUAAGAAACAGACUAUACAUUACUACGAGCAAAUCACACUAAAGUCAAUGGCCGCGUCGGAGCACAAUGUCUCGCACGAGGCAUUAGCAAUAAAAAGGAUGCUUGAAUUAGGUGUCCUCAAGAACCUUACGCACUUCUGAUGGGACAUGGACUAGAAUUUCCCUGCGUUGCCUUGGCCUCCGCCUUGGCUGCCUGUCACCCAGCGCGUCCCAACAUCCACCGGGCCGGAGAUACCACUGCUGCGCCGCAGGGCCCUGAAUGGGCUCCUUGCUUGUGGUGGGGGCUGGCUGCUGGGGACAGCGCUGGUCCUGGAGAAGGUAGACAGAGGGUAGAGGGCUGCGGAGUCCCCCUCGGCCAGGCUGACGUGGCUUUCGGCCGCAUCGUGUCAAGGCUCAGAAGCAGAGCAUUUGAAAUUCAGAAGCAGAGCAUUUGAAAUCCUUACAGUCGUGGGGUGGCAGGAUCCCUUUGCGGCCAAGCCAACGCUGACUUGCCGGCCUUCAGGGUGGUGCAGAGGGUGCCCCCGUGGGAUGGGCCCUCGUGGCUUGCUGGUGCACCCAUCUCUUUGGUCUGCCCGGUCCGCGUAGGGGACUGGGGCUGUUUGCCGCACUGUUGAACUGAACCCUGGACAGCGGAAGAAUAGUCAACUUCUCGCCAGAUCGGUUUGCUUUCUGUCUGAAUGAGGCAGCGGGGCUGGUUUGACACCCCCCCAUUCCUCCCUGCCGGAGGGGCUGGCUCUGGGGGUGCGGCACAUGGGAAUGCUGCUGUAGGUGGAAGCUGUAAUGGUGUCCUUUUUUUAAACAUUUAUGUCGUGGGGGGGAAGGGGUAUCAUGCUGAUGGGGUUUUAGACCGACCCCUCUUCUCUCCCCCCCCUCCCCCCCAGUGCUGCUUCCCAGUGGGAAUGGGGCAGGGAGGCAGAGUGGUGGGAGCGUUAAAUUAUUCUUCACUGACAGAGCACAGCUGCCUUCGUUUCUUCCCCCCCCCCAGCCCCACCCUUUCUGCCCGAGGCCUCCCCCUGCUCCCCUUCUCCACCAGAGCCCAAGCGUGCCCCCCCACCAACCGCAGCUGGAGGAGCCUCAGCCGAACCACCCUGGCCCACCGGCUCGAGCUGAGCCCCCGCCGCCUUCGGGGAGAGGUGAAGCCCCGUCCAUGGGGCAGAGCGUGGGCAGGGCCCUGGCUUGGGUUAGGGGAGGCUUAGCCUCCCCAUGCCUAUGACACCCACCGCCCAUUGGGUACUACACAAGCUGCCGGACUGCACCCUGCUCCCGGCCAACGUGUCUUGGCCCUAAACAUUCAGGGCUCAGACGGGAGGUGAGUCUCUAUAGCCCGCCCUGCAAGCCGUCUCCUCUCUGCUGAGAUUCCCAGCCGUCGGGCUCUGGGCACACCACCUGGGAGCUGGUCCUUUAGAUCCUGAAGCGGGGCAGGGGACAUAUAUGCUGCUAAAGCCCAGAUCUCUCACUGGGGUGGGGGAAAUAGGGGGGAAAGGUUCUUUUUCAAGGUGCUGACCUGAAGGGGGUGGGACAGAGCAGAAAAGUCUCUCCUGAGCAGGCACUGCUGUGGCUCAAUGCUGGUUAAUUUAACGAACUAAUUUAAAUGAUUAUUUAUCUGAGAAGCGUCGGUGUCUGUUGCAGAACGAGUGUAAUGUUGUUUCCAUUGAAUUGCCCUGUGGGGGGCUGAGGAGCAGUGGGAUUGAAACUGUAUCAUCCUUCUGCUUUGCCUGAAGGGGGAGUGACCUUCGGGGAUACUCCCCCCUAACCCAGCCCCCUCUUAUCCGGCAUAGCGGCACAGGCUUGGGGUAGCAGCUUUGUGCCCCGGGUGUCUGUAGGGCUUUGACUUCAUCACUAAGUGUCUGACCCCACUGAAGGACUCCCGUUGACGUAGCGAGUGCUGGAUUAGGGCCCAAAGCUCUUCCUACCACUGCACCCCUUCUCCCUUGUAGCACAGUCAGGCGUGUGUAACAUGGUUGGUACCACUAGGGGGCAUGGCUAGGGAAUGAGCGUGUGUGUGUGUGUGUGUGUUGUGUCCAUCCUUGCUGCCCCCUGCAGGAGGGGUGUGUAUGUGUAUGUGUGUGUGUCCAUCCCUACUGGGUGUGCGUCUGUGUGUCCCUGUCCCUGCUGGAGAGGGGUGUGUGUGUGUGUGUGUGUGUGUGUGUAUAUAUAUAUAUAUAUGUGUGUGUGUGUGUGUGUAUACAUACAUGUCCCAGGGCUGCUUGGUUCUCAGUACUCACAGCAGCUGGCUAUCACCCGCUGAGGGAAGCCAGGAAGCCCAGCCUGUCCAAUGGGCACAGUGCUGGAUGCCCAGUGUAUUGUGUGUCCUGCCCCCGCCUCCUCGGGAACCCCACCUACGGGCUCCUGCUCCGAGAGCCCCAGUCCAAGGGGCCAACGCAGAGGAGGUGGCUGAGCACUGGGUGUACUGGGGACAAGCAGGGGUAGGUUCGGGCUGAUGCAGGGACCAGGGUGAGAAGCAGGCUGGACACUGGGUAUUGCUAGGUGGGGAGAACAGCUCAGCCCUCCCUUGACUGUGGAAUGGCUGCGGAGUGAUUACGGCAGCCCAAUGGCUGUAGCUGCCCUCUGCAGGGCCAGUACCCCUCCAUCACUGUGGGCACUGUGUGGACACGUAUGAGGAUGGGCACAGGGCUUGCGGUCUCAGCAGAGCGUCCCCACUCUCAUUCCUGCACUACAUGCACUGCGGAUACUGGAGAGUGCUGCUGAAUCCCAUGCUCAGGCAGGCAAGGAAGGGGAUCCCCCCAGCUCCCUUUGUCGAGCUCUGAAGGUGGGCGGGAGAUUUCUCAGCUGCCUCUUUGGACUUGUCCCUGGUGUCUCGGUGGCCGGCACCAUGGCUGCUCAGUACCUUGCGGUGACGGCAGUGGUGGAACCCAUGUGCCCCUGCUCUGAAAGUGCAGGCCCCUACCCUGAGUUUCCAAAGCGUUUGGCAUUUGCACAGGUUUUUUAGGUGAAGGGAGGUGUGGAAGGGGAGAGGGAGGUGUGGAAGGAAAUCACGAGAGACGACUUCUGCCCCUGCUCUCUGAGACCCAGGUACCACAGGAGCGAUGGCACAGUGUGGUCCUUCCUGGGUCUGGUGGAGCUGUUCCCGAACUUCAGCAAGACAGGUUAUGCCUACGUGUCCAGACCUGACCCCCUGGGGGCGGAACAUUGAAAUAUUUACUGUACGGUAUGUGUCAACUCUAAACUCCGUCACGCUCACUGGUCUUUGGAAUGCUAGCCAUCUCAGAAUCCCAGUUUCCUCCGAAGAUGACUGAUGUAUUACACCAUGGUUCUAUUGUAAAGACUUUUUUUAAGAGUUUUUUUUAUAAAAGAAUUCUUGCUCCAAAGACUGUACAUAGGUAAAUCUGCGAGAUGUACUGAUUGUCCCUUACCGUCUAGAUUGUAUAUAUUGUAAAUCUAGAUUGCAGUUUAAAAAAAAAAAAAUCUGGUGUGAAGAAUGAAACGUAUGCUUAAAAAAGGCAAAACAAAGGACUUCAUUUGUGGAUAAAACACUAAAAAAGG